CGCUUUAGUCUGUAAGUUAACACGGCGAGUGCGAUCGCAGGAAAGAGCCGAGAAAAGCGUGAAGCGGUGCCCAAGCCUAGAUGUUAACUGUUCGGUGGAUCGGACCCGAAUGCGAGCGAGUUUUGAGAUCGGUCCAUGGCAGACCAUAAAAAGUGAGAGAUCUUAGAGACCCCCCAAAAAAAAAACCACUCCAAUUCUCUCAAUCUCCCUCUCUCUGCGAAAGCGGAAAGAAAGUGAAUUGAGCGCAGAUCUCGGUGAUUACUUAAUCCGCGAAGGCGAACACGACCAGGCAUCGAACCCUGGCUCCAAAUAUUUCGAAGGCGCAAAUUAAUGGCCCUAACUUAAAGACCUCUCCCCGCCCCUCGAGCGUUGACAGUUGGGCGGAGAAAACCAAAGUAUUUGAAUAUUAAAACAAAAGACUACUACCGAUCUAGCCCGCAGAUCGAAGAGAUACCCGCGACAUUUCCCCUCAUAUUUUUUUGAUAAUUUAGAAAGCGAUGCUGCAUACCAAAUAAGCUAGAUCUAGAGAGACCCUCGAAACGACCAACAUCGGUCAGUUGGCUUUCAGUUACAGCUCGAGAUCGGAGGUUACACCAUAGCCUCGACUUUCUUUCCCCCGGUUUUCGGUUUCGUGCAUUCGAGAGAUCUCACAAAGUGCACUUGCAACUUUUACUGGUGUCUAAGAUUCGCGGGAAAAGUAUAAAAUCGGUGAUAAUGUUACGCCCCACGCUCAUCAUAGUGCUCAUUUCGUUGGCCAGUGUCGAUUCCGGCCACAAUACACCCCCAACCAAAAUACCGGUGGCAGUACCCAUCAGCAAUGUACCACACGGUUUCCAUCUUAGCCAAAACAAUCACAACAGCAGCAGCGAUAUUAGCCAACUGGGAGGAGGAAAUGUUCCGACUGAGGCCGAGCACUUCGCCAAUGGCCGUGAUAAGAGAGGCACUCAACUGGAUCAGAGUGAGAUAGCCCGCCAGAAUCAGAUAACACAGCAGAUAUUUGCCAACUAUUUGGAGCGCCGCCUGUUUCCCAAUCGCACGGCCAACCAGAAGAUUCCCACUAUCGCAGAUAUUUUGCCCAAACCAAAACCAUCGCCUAGGCCACGUCCUCGAGGAUUUGCGGCCAAUGAUGGGGGAAAUUUUAAGAGGAGCGGUGGUGGAGCUCAGAGGAAUCGCCUGGCAGCUGCGGCCUCCAAAAGGCGAUCCGGCUACAACCGCAAGCGACCCCAGAAGGAACAGGAACCGGAAGAGGAGGAGGACCAGGAGGAGGAUCGGGAUCAGCAACCCCAAGCCAACCAGGAGGACUUCGACUACGAUGUGCAGGAAUCCCUGCAGAGCGUGGAGUCGGAGCAACAUGAUCAGUACUAUGGCAACAUAUUCCAUCGUGACCCCAGCGAAAACGAAGUCGAUAAUGACUGCCCCAACUGCGUGGACGAGUCGCAGUACACGCCGAACAAAUGGACGAUGCCGCUGCUGAAGCUCGGGGAGAAGCGGUACUACCUCGGCAUCUUCUUCAAGGCAAACUGGUUCAAAGCCACACAAUAUUGCCGAUACCACGGCAUGCAUCUGGCCAGCAUUUCAUCACAGGAAGAGAACGAUAGACUGGAGAAGCACAUACGUGACUUUGGCCUGGGCCACGAACAUUUCUGGAUUUCCGGCACAGAUCUGGCCGAUGAGGGCAACUUCUUCUGGAUGGCCACCGGGCGACCCAUCACAUUCACCAACUGGAACGCCGGCGAGCCCAACAAUUUCCGGUACGAGAACGGCGAGGAGGAGAACUGUUUGGAGCUGUGGAACCGCGAUGGCAAGGGACUCAAGUGGAACGACUCGCCCUGCAGCUUCGAGACCUACUUCGUCUGCGAGGUGCAGCCCAAUUAAGAGGAUAGCCCAGUAUCCGCACUCCAUAUCCGCACUCCAUAUCAGAUAGUGAUUAACUAGUUGGGCUGAACUGCGGUUAGCCGCAGUGAAAGUGAAAAUGUGAAUGUGAAUGUCGAGCAAUGACAGCUGUACGAUCUAAAUACGCGUAUUCUUAGCUUAGUUGCGUAAGUGUAAAAAAUUCUUGUUGAUAAUUAGCUAGUAAGCCUAAUUAAAUUAUGCCUAGGAUUGCCUGUACUUUCUCAUGUAAAAUAUGAAUAAAAUGUAUCAUAAAAAUAUUA
Messenger RNA from Drosophila rhopaloa, 2153 nucleotides. It is a transcript of the gene tfc, whose product is annotated as C-type lectin 37Db. Lineage: Eukaryota; Metazoa; Arthropoda; Insecta; Diptera; Drosophilidae. Gene Ontology annotation, molecular function: carbohydrate binding. Gene Ontology annotation, cellular component: external side of plasma membrane. Bases 715 to 1875 code for a protein of 386 amino acids. The transcript has 5 exons. The record is from RefSeq and is a predicted model, not a curated record. Gene Ontology annotation, biological process: biological process involved in interspecies interaction between organisms.